This is a messenger RNA of Plasmodium gallinaceum, 429 nucleotides long. RefSeq names its product fam-g protein. The transcript is spliced from 2 exons. Lineage: Eukaryota; Apicomplexa; Aconoidasida; Haemosporida; Plasmodiidae. The record is from RefSeq and is a predicted model, not a curated record. Bases 1 to 429 code for a protein of 142 amino acids.
AUGAAAACAUUUACUUUAUAUUUAAAAAUUUUUACAUUUCUUCUUUUACUUUGGAUAUUCCAUUACUUUUACAACGAUGAUUCUAGUAAGUCUUUGAUUAAUAAAGAUACCUCACAAACAAAAAUUGGGUUAAAACACAAAAGAAUGUUAGCAGAGGGUGAUAAAUCAGAAAAAAAUUCAUCUUAUAUUAAAAAACUUGUAGAACAUUAUCCAUCUGGUGAAAUAGAGAUUAGUCGUGAAGAUUUUGUUUAUUUAAUUCAGAGCUAUAUUAAAUGUUAUAACGCUAAUAUUAAAACAAACGAUGUAGAUCAAGUUAAAUUUAAUGAAGAAAAUGAAAUGAUAUAUAAAUGUAGAGAUAAAAUAUUGGAUUCUUAUAUAAAUAAUAUUUCAGAAGAAAUAGAAUUAGAACAAUUGUCACUGACUCAUUAA